Messenger RNA from Tigriopus californicus, 7034 nucleotides. RefSeq lists its product as uncharacterized. Bases 239 to 5590 code for a protein of 1783 amino acids. Lineage: Eukaryota; Metazoa; Arthropoda; Copepoda; Harpacticoida; Harpacticidae. The record is from RefSeq and is a predicted model, not a curated record. The transcript has 22 exons.
GCCGUCAUAAAUCGAAGAGCGAGUGAAGCCAUCGACAACAGAGGAAUGACAUAUCCUUGACUGAUAAACUCUCCAGUGAAGUGGUCUCCCGAUUUCGUCACCCGUGUCUGAUCCCGAAAUUGGCUAAUGUGAACAUGAGUUUCGGUUGCACAGUGCUUUAAGUGACACAGAUUUCAACUAGCAUUGAUUGGGAACAACGACCAGUUCAGUGGAAGAAGAAGAAAAAACCACUGUCAUCAUGCCAAAUCCAAGCACAAUGAGACAUAAGAAGCGACAUCGGAAGAGUCAAUCGUCCAUUUGGCAUCAUCUCUCGCCCUCGUGGAUUUUGUUCCUAACUGAUCGUCGGACAACAGCCCCAUCUCGUUCUUCCUCUUCAACAAAGUCAUCUCUACGACAUCUCGGAUGCCAUCCAGUGUCCGUGGUGUCAAUGUUACUAGCAGUGUUUUUGUGUCAAGUGCCCGCAGCUCAAUCAGAAUGUUUUGGGGGUGUGGAAACCUAUGAGAAAACGGCCGGAACCACGGUCGUGUGCGAAUCUACGGAGUGCAACUCCAGAGGAUUGCUGACCCAACCCGAAACGUCGGUCACUCGUGAUUGCAUCGCUAUUUGCAAACAGUCAUCCGGCUGCAAGUCAUUCACAGUUGAUUAUCUCAACAGUCGUUGUCAGAGUUAUGACAUCGACACCAAUUCCCGUGCGGGGAAGCAGAAAUUGGAGAAGGACUCCAUUGUCAAUUUCUUCGAAAAGACAUGUCUUCGAGGAAUGCGGCAAAAUGAGUUUGAUAAAAUGUGCAAUUCCGAGCGGGGUUGGGCUUUCGAGCGGGUGGUGGACGGGGUUUUGGAUGGCUAUGACCACAAAACCAUCGACGGAGUGGAUACCCGCGGGGAAUGUGCCCGUCUUUGCCUAACUGAGAACGACUUUGAAUGCCGAUCGGCGGAAUACCGAUUGGACGCCAAAAUUUGCGUUCUCAGUCGAGAAGACCGCCGAACUCAACCCGAAGCUUUUCGAGUCACCCCAGGGACCGACUACAUCGAGAACCAAUGCGCCAAAGAAUUGCCGGAUUGUAGCUACACUUCUGCCAAGCAAGAUGUGACCGUGGUGGCCAUGGACGAUAUUUUGUUUUCUCGCACUGCUAAUGAUUGCCAACGGUUUUGCGACGAUGCGCGAGCAUUCCAAUGUCGAAGUUUCGCUCAAAAGGAGGAUCGGUGCUAUUUGAGUGGCGACGAUUCCAUCACUCUAGAUGGAGUUCCUCAACCAGUGGAAAUUGGUGCAGUUUAUAAGGAGAAGAUUUGUGCUCGCAGCACGUGUGACGGAGGAAUAUUUACGUAUGAAAAAACCACCGGCUAUUUCCUUCGAACUGCCAUUCAAGAGCCUUUGACCAAUGAUCGAGCGGCUCCAGGUAUCACUUACAAUUGCUCGUCUCUCUGUUCCCAAGUGGGAUCAGAUUGUCCGGCUUUCGCUGUGGAUUAUAGCGGACAAAGAUGCUUCAAAUUGGACAGAAACACCCAGGGACGAGGCGACUCUUUGGCACCGAGGGAUGGUUCCAGCUACUUUGAGAAGAUCUGUCUCCGUGGGGAAAUAUCGCAAUGUCGCGAUAAAGCUUGGGCCUUUGAGCGAGUACCAGAUCGCAUGCUCCAGGGUUUCGACGACAAGGACUUUCCCAAUGUGCCCACCCGACGUGAUUGCGAAGAGCUGUGCUUGCGAGAGCGCGCAUUUGAGUGCAAGUCGGCCGAGUAUGACACUGUGGCAUUGACUUGUACGCUCAGUCGGGAGUCUCGAAGGUCGAAACCCAAGGCCUUUCGAGAUGCGCGUAACAUGGAAUACUUGGAGAAUGCCUGCAUGAAGUCCAGCGAUCUGGAUUGUCCAUACCAACGAACGGAUAAUGCUUAUCCACGCUAUUUAGACGCGGUAAUCAAUGAUGUCAAAGAUGAAGUGGCCUGCGAAGUUCAAUGCACCUUCUACGAGAAGUUUGUUUGUCGUUCGUUUGCUUUCUACUCCUCGGCUCAGCAAUGUUUUAUUAGUGGCGACGAUCGAGCAUCGGCGGCUGAGGAGGCACUUCAAAAUAGACCCGGCACCGAUUAUUUUGAGCGCAACUGUGAUCCAGCAUUCCGCCCUAUCGACACCCAGGACAGUGCUAGUAACAACAAUAAAGUCGAUCAAGUUGACUUUAACGCCAAGAGAGACCCUGAUCUCUCCACAGCCGAGAGCCGCAUCCUUACAGAAAGAAGAUGCACCUUCGGUCAUCUGACCUACGAGAAGACCACUGGCCAUGAGCUCAUCCGAGCUCGACCCACGCGAUUGUUCAGUGACCGCGAUGGCGGAAUCAUUGCCCAAUGUGUCAAGCGAUGUGAGGACGACUCGAGAUGCUUGGGAUUCAACAUGGACUACAAUCGAAAUGAGUGCCAAGCCUUGGCCAAGAACUCCGAGGAUAACCUUUUCAACGUCAGGGCCAGCUCAGGAGUGUCUUAUUUCGAGGCCGUGUGCUUGCGAGGGCAAGAUUGUGGCGUCUUGUGGACAUUCGAACGAUUCAUUGACAUGGAACUUCGCGGUCAAGAGAGGCGAGCUUUAAGAGAUGUCUCCAAGACCGAUUGCGAGGACGCUUGCCUUUCCGAGACGAGUUUCAGUUGCAAAUCUGCAAACUACAACCAUUUGAGUCGAGAAUGUGUGCUGAACGAUGAGACACAAUUCUCUCGUCCCAAUGAUUAUGUGGUCAGCCAAGGCGUCGAUUAUUUGGAGAAUCAAUGCGAGACAGCCCAAGCUCAAUCACGAUGCGAAUACUCGAUUCCCAUCCUGGAUCAAUACUUGAUCUACAGCGACAAAGUUCUGGAUGCAUUCACGGAUGCCACUUGCCGCCAAGCUUGCACCCAAGAACGCGAAUUCAAUUGCCGAUCCUAUUCGUUCCUCAGUGAGAGCCAACCAGGCACGCCUCAAUGCUUGUUGAGUGGAGACACACAAAUCUCGGCAGGGAGAAACGCCUUCCAAUUAGAAAAUGGGGCCAUUUAUUCCGAGAAAGACUGCCUUUUGGGCUCCUCCUCCUUUCCAGCAUCGACGUCUUCGGCUUCAAGGCCAUUCAGACCCGGCCUUCAGACAAGACCUCAGAUCGAUAUUAACAACGUUCGGCCUUUGGAUACUGGCAUCCAGUUCUCGGGGGAUCGAGAUCGUGACCGGAAUCGUGACAAUAACGGCGCCGAUCGAGAUCGAGGACGCGAACGGGAUCGUGACCGAGAUCGAGAACGUGACGGAGACCUGGAUCGCAACCGGGACCGGGACCGCGAUCAAGAUCGAAAUCGAGACCAGGCCCAGUUCCCAUCCUCGGCAUCGGACCAACAAGGAGAUCCUCGGGACUGUGAGGCCUUCGACUUGGAAACCACCUACGAAAAGGUCGUGGAUUACAACUAUGAGAGAGGCUCGAAGAUCCAAGUUACCGUUGCCAAGGAUAUUGGCAUCAUUAUUCAAUGCUUGACCCAAUGCAAUAUCCAAGGUCGCAAUUGUCUGUCGGUAACGCUACUGAAUGAACGCGGUGGUCGGCAACGAUGUUUUGAACACGACAGCUCGGCUUUCGCUGACCAAACAGAUCCAACAGCCGAGACGGGGAUCACUUACUUCGAAAAAAUUUGUGUCCGUCGAAAAUGCCGCAAAAGUUGGACAUACGUCCGUGUCCCUCAGUUCGAGUACAUUGGAGAAGCCAACGAAGAGUUGGGCGGAGUGAACUCGUUGGCUGAAUGCCGGAACCUGUGCUCGGAAACGACGCUUUACGAGUGUCGAGCGGCCACUUACUACAGUAACUCGAGGAUUUGCAAACUCAUUCAAAGCAAUUGUGAAUAUGUCGACCAACCCGGUACCUAUUUGCCCUUCACGGAUACCUACAUUCCAUCGGUCACCGACAUUGAAGAGUGUCGAUCCCAAUGCUCCGCUCAAGGCCAAUACAACUGUCGCUCUUUCAACUUCAACGCAUUUCGCAAGGAAUGCUUCUUAUCGGGCGAUGAUUCCAUCAGUUUGCCCACGGGUCUUCAGAAUGACCGAGACUUCACUUUCAGCGAGCGAGCCGGAUGCAACUCGGGUAACCAAGCUAAUUUCGGGCCAUCGGGUGUCAAGGUUCGAGUCGAGUGCACACCAUCUGACAUGCUGGUUCGCUUGGCUCUGGCCCGAGAUUUCAAUGGCCGGAUCUACGCCACCGGAAAUCCUCAGGCGUGCUUCGAACUCGGAAAUGGCCAAAGCGACAUGACUCUCCGGAUUCCCCUGGGCUCACAAUGCGGAACCGUUCAACAGAAUCGCGGGCGUUACGUGAACCACGUGGUCAUUCAAGAGAAUCCGGUGAUUAUGCAAGACACUGACAAAACCGUCCGGGUGGAGUGCGCCUUCACAGCUGAUGAUCAGACGGUGUCGUUCAAGCCCACAGCCGGAAUCGAUGGUCGGCAAGACGGCGGGGGAGGUGGAAUCAGUGUUACGGUACCCUUUCAACCCACUGGAACAAAUAUUGUCACCAACACGGCUCCGACACCGGGGGUCAGAAUGAGAGUUGUCCGCAAGAAUGGAGAGACCGCAAACAUGGUUGGACUUGGAGAAGAUCUCCAACUGAGGAUCGAGAUUGACCAGGACUCAGCCUUUGGCCUUUUCGCGCGGCGUCUUGAGGCCAGAACCGACAAUGGCGAGCUCAUGAACCUCAUAGAUGAAUCUGGAUGUCCCGUCAACGAGCUGAUUUUCCCAGCUUUGGAACUCGAGUCCGAAUCUCGAGCUUUAUUUGCCGACUUCAAAGCCUUCCGAUUCCCUUCCACUCCAAUUGUUAACUUCGUAGCAACGGUCCAAUUUUGCCAAGAAGUCUGCGAACCCAUGGAGUGCUCGGGCAAUUUGAACUCUUUCGGUAGACGACGCCGAGCUCUCAACGAUACCGAGGAUGGGGACAACUCAGGCACGAGGUCCUACUACAAAACCGGGGAUGAGGUGUCUGUUACGACCUCGACCACAUUGCCUUAUACCACCAACGAGGCUGUCCUGGCCAAUUCUUUGGAUAUUGCCCAAGAUCCAGCGAGUAGAACCUCUCGCUCAACCAACUUUGGGAAUGAGGACCACCAACGAAGUGGAAAAUUGUUGCCAGAUCACGUUGAUUUGGGUUUGCGACUCACGGUGGGCGAAGAAGUCCUGCAAAAACCCUCGUUUCCCAGUUCCAUGGGAGGGGGCCACUUCCCCGAGACCAGUCCGUACACCGAACCGGCUUUAAAUGCAUACUAUCCGUCCCUCGCAAACGCAGGAGGAGCUGCCAUAGGCGAUCCUGACUUGAUAUGUAGUCCCCCGAGUUCUCUCAUCGCGGUGAUUGUCAUCAUUCUGGUCCUGAACGUGGCCAUGAUCGCUGCUUUCAUCUUGUUCUAUCGGCAAAAGCGAAAAUAUUGGUCGAAGCGAGUGGGUGCUUCCGGAAUGGGUCCCCCGCCUUUGCCCUCUCGUCCUUCCACCUCGCCACCUUCAACCACCAUUCAAAGUACUUCUUCAAGUGGAGUCAUGUUCAAGAACCCUUACGAACAGCCUCAAGGGGUCACCCGACAGAGAAUAGCAGGUCUUCACUCGUCCAUGAACUCGCUUCCACGCGACGACCAAUACUGAGAGCCUCGGUUCAAAUCCGAAGCUCCAAAAAUAUGCCAAACUGUGUGACCUCAACCCCAAAUUCUUGCCUUUCAAUGGCUCACAUUUGCAAAUAAUGACCCAAAACCUAUCAGUCUGGAGGGGAUAGGAAGAGACCUGCCUGUGCAUUUAUCUUUUACCGGCCUAUCAGCCACACACAAUCAUCAAACAAACAAACAUUCCUGCCCAAUAUUUUCUCAUACCCCCAAUUUAAACUACUUGGUUUCUUCCAUUGUGAGAACCCUUCCAAACAAACACGUCAAUCCUACUUCCGUCAUUCUGGCACUCGAACCUCAACCAACUAAACGAGCGAACCAACUGGAUCUCAGAUCCAGCCAGCCAUUAAAAGAGCACCGAUCCCAGGGUUUCUCUAGGCUGAAAACUGCCUUGACGAGCAUGAGACCAACCCAAGAUUGGACGUGGGAAAGUCGUACGAUGCAUCAAAACUUUAACCGCGGGCCUCGAGUGGCGUCAGGAGAAUAAAAAGAACCUGCCUCUUUAACAAAGUCUGAAAUUGGAAGGCCAAAGAGAGACUUUGCCCGCUUUGCCCCAAGAGCCAAGAGCCAGCCGAAAGCUCCGAAUUGGAGGAAACGACCCAAGCGGUCUGAGCAGGAAGGCGUCGACGACAUUAAAUGAAAGGAGGACCCUGUAAUUGAGAUCCCGACAAAAGAGGACAUUUUAAAGGAUUCCAUCCAAGUUAGCUGGCCCGACGUGAGAUGGUGAAACCCGUGGCUGCUCAUUUGAAUAUAAAUGAGAAAUCCUAGUGGAUAAAAAAGUUCCUCCCUCUCUGUGGGCAGCUUCGUUUCGCCAGUUCAUUUGCCCAGGACAAGAACGGACCAAGUUGACCCAGCACGUGCAAGUGAAGUUCUCCAAGCCCACUUCCAACCAUUUUCUUACAUUUUACUACUUACUAGUACAGUUACUUAUGAUACCAGUCAUUUUACCAAAGAAAGCCUUUGAUUACCUGAAGAUGUAUUUUGCCAGCGUUCACAAUCAAAUUUGAGAGAGCAAGUGACGAGUUGAAGAAGCCAGCAGAGUUCGAAUGACCGACAGUGAUGCCAAUGCUCUUGUACAAACAACCUUGAAUGUGUGAUCAACGUGGGAAAAAUUGGAGUUGGCCUGUGGGACGAACUUUUGUGGGGAAAGAGAUUCCAGCCAACGACUCCGGGAAAGAUUGGAAUGGAUGCCAAAAUUACAUUCUUGAAAAAGCAUUAUCAAAAUACUAUUCUAGCUUUAUUACACCAUGCUAUGUUGUAUCAGGUCCAAUGGGCCCUUGUAAAAAAAUCUUGAAUGAAACAUCUGUAAACUAUGUCGGAAGAGAAUCUAUGUUUUCUAAAAAUGCGAUGAUAAUUUUACGUAACCAAUGAGUUGAUGCGACAAAUAAAAUCCUUUCAUUUUGGAGCCCAACACAAAGUUUGGCAAUGCA